CUAGUAGUGCAUGUCACUGCUAAGCUAAUUCAACCAGUUAAAAGAACGCUACGGUGAACGCAGUGAUGGGUAGUGACGAUGUAGAAAGACGGAGGGACUGUAGUCCUCAUCGAAUUUGGAGCUGAAAGUUAUUCAAAUGUCUAAUUUCCGUGGCAGACCCUUUGAAAUUAUUGGUUUACUUGAAGUCUUAACAUUGUUGUUCUAACUAAGUGAUGGAGGACGAUUUCGUCUGCGAUUAUGAUUCGACCUGGGAAAGCGAUGGGGACGACCCCGGAGAAAACCAAACGCGUCGCUCAAACCAGGAAAAAACGAAAUCUUGGCUGUGGCUCAACACUUCCUCAAGAAACAUGCGAGCGGCAAAGGAUAUGCAGAACUACAGGCGAGGUUAUCCUAAUCUUAAAGAUGAGGAAUGCCCAGAAGACAGAAUGAUUAAUUUGAAAUUUUAUCUAAAUGAAUAUCGCUCUUCUCCUGAUGAUGUUUCAAUUGAUUCAUUUCUAAAAGAGUGGAAGACGGACUAUAAGAGGUUGGAAAGAGUUCACUCCUACAUUCAGUGGCUUUUUCCUCUGCGUGAGCCGGGAGUGAACAACAUGGCUUCUGAGCUGACCUUGAACGAGAUCCAGGCCUUCAAGAAGAAUACUGAUGCCACACGAAGGCUGGUGGAAUCUUAUGAACUUAUGCUGGGCUUUUAUGGCAUCAGGCUGGUCAACCAAGACACUGGCAAAGUAGAGCGUGCUGAAAACUGGAAAGAAAGAUUUCAUAAUCUUGAACGUAACGUACACAACAACCUGCGCAUUACUCGCAUCCUGAAGAGCCUGGGAGAGCUGGGCUUUGAGCACUACCAGGCUCCACUGGUACGCUUCUUCCUGGAGGAGACACUGGUCAAGAAGAACCUCGGUAGUGUCAAGCGCAGCGUGCUUGACUACUUCCUGUUUGCUGUUCGUAACAAGAAGGAGCGUAAAGAUCUGGUGUUUUAUGCCUACCAGCAUUAUGAGCCUAAGGACAAGUUUGUCUGGUGCCCCAAAAAGAUUCAGAAACAGUUAAAGGUUAAGGCUGCAGGGUCCAGAGAUGGAGUGGAGGAAGGUCGCUCACAGGCUAAAGGAAGAGAAGCAGAGACCGGAGCAUCUCCUAAGGAUGAAAAAGACACGCCAGAGGAUGGCACGCUCCCUCAGAAGGAACCUGAAGACGCAAGUGCAUUGAUUGUCCCUCCCAAACCAGAGUUGAAAUCUCUGGGAGAUGGUAACAGCAAUGAUAAUGAUGACAUGGACCACUCUGACAGCGCAGACCCCGAUUCUGGAAAAGGGGAGAGUGAUAUGGAGGGAGGACUGAAAGAUGGCAGUCGGGCAAAGUACACUAUCCAAGAGACUGCUCUAGUCCCAGAAACAGAGUGUGAAAAACCAUUGAAGAAGAAACGGGAAGGUGACAGUGAGACUCUCAGCAACAGACCUACAGGGGACCUCACCAAUGGGCAGGCGGCCAUCCUCAACACAGUCCCCCCCAAUGACACACUUUCUGAUCAGACAUGCCUGUCUGAAGCACCACCCGUCAAGGCUGCCACUGAAGGUUCCUCUAAAGGUUCUCCCUCCCUUUUGUCAGAACCAGGGGAGAAAAUCCCUCGCACUGACUUCACAUCUGUUCCUGAGGAGGGGAUGGCAGUACAGCCAGUAGCGAGUCUGGAAACCCUUGAGAAAGCUGGUGGUGACCAGACAAAUGGAAAAGAUGUGGAGAAGAUGGAUGUGGAAUCCAACACUCCAAACUCAGAACAAGACAUGGGACUCCUGAAUAUAUAAAGAAGGAGCAUGAAGUAUCAAAUUUAGUUAUAUGGUGUUCUAAAAGUGACAGGUACUGAAGGUGUAAUGUGUUCCCAGGCCUUAUUGUUUUCUACUCUUCUCUCAUUAUUAUUAUUAUGUCAAUUGAUCUCUUUUGUCAAAGAUCUGAUGAAUUACAGGAAUCAUUUUUAAAUGCAAAUCCAUCAAUUGCUUAUUAGUUGGUUAGAACUGGGAUAUCUGUUCAGGUGGCAGGACAAUAAUACUGUGCCAUAGGUUAAUGAAAUGUCCCUAUUGAUAACAUGAACCCUUUUAAGUUUACUUGUGUAAGAAGCAUUAUUGAUGAAAUGCUUGUUUCAACCAAUAUGUAUAAUGCAACUGUCUUUUCUUAAUACACAUAACACUAUCAAAAGCUGUGAAUGCAGUUGUUUUGCACUGAAAAUGUGGGAAACUGAUUGGUAAAUAUUAUGAUGAGGCUAUACUCAAAUUGACAUUCUGCAUUAUUUUCUUUUGGAACCCCCCUGUGAAAAGGGAACAUGAUUGUAUGCCCUUAGUUUCUUUCAGGGUUGUUGCACAAUUUGUAUAUUUUGGCUAAGAGAUAUGAGUUAUAUGAAGGACGAAAUUGCAACAAAAAAAAACAAGACUGGGUGAUUGGGUGAUUGUAUGUGGUCUUGGCAGUAUUAGAAUAAAAUAUGCUGUAUUGAGUGAAAUACAUGUGGUUGAUGUAAGGUCCUGGUUACGAUCUGUUCCAUUGCUAGCCCUUGUGGUCUUUAUUUAUUACAUUUAAUGUUAAUUUGUUUCUAUAUAUUCAAGAAAUGAUUAGCCAAAGCCCAGGUUACCCUCCUAGAAUAUUGAAUUGCAAAUCUCAGGAAACCCUGUGGUGGAUGGUAAACUUUGAUUUCUGUAUGGGUCAUGAUUAUUCAAUUUGUGUGGACACAAGUUGAUGGUGCAUUGUUCAGGACACAAUUUCAUAUUAAUUAUUUGUAAAUGGCAAGAAUUUAUGCUCCAUAUUAAUUUGUACUCUACCAUGCAGCUUCUGAGAUCUGUUGAAUACAUUAAUAAAGAUUGUGCAACUGCU
Messenger RNA from Osmerus eperlanus (European smelt), 2841 nucleotides. RefSeq names its product opioid growth factor receptor (gene ogfr). Gene Ontology annotation, molecular function: opioid growth factor receptor activity. Lineage: Eukaryota; Metazoa; Chordata; Actinopteri; Osmeriformes; Osmeridae. The transcript has 7 exons. The coding region runs from base 213 to 1787 and encodes 524 amino acids. The record is from RefSeq and is a predicted model, not a curated record. Gene Ontology annotation, cellular component: membrane.